This is a messenger RNA of Drosophila erecta, 1432 nucleotides long. RefSeq lists its product as uncharacterized. Bases 412 to 1002 code for a protein of 196 amino acids. The transcript is spliced from 3 exons. NCBI's taxonomy places the organism in Eukaryota, Metazoa, Arthropoda, Insecta, Diptera, Drosophilidae. The record is from RefSeq and is a predicted model, not a curated record.
GUGUUGCGUGCCGCCAGGCAGCGAUUAUUGGGCCACACAUCCGCUGGCACCACAAUGCUCCAAUUGCGCAGCCAAGCCUAGGCAUCCGACAUCAGAGCAUAGACACCGGAAUUGGAUUUGGAAUCCAAGUCGAAGUCGAACGUGGGUCGCAGCACUUAGCGCAUGGGAGCGUGAACCAAAACAGCGAGAAUGCAGCUGCCUGCAUGAGCCGAUACUCGACUGCUUUAUACCCUAACCCGCGCUGCGCUGCGCUGUCAGCCCUCUCAGCUGGUCCAAUAUACCCUCCGUUUCGUGCGGCCGUUGGAAGCAGCAAAAGUAAGUCCGUGCUAGCACGCAAUAUCGGUGGCAAUCCGCUUUCGUAGUCGACGAGUUGGAGCUGCGCAAGAACGACCAAGAGCUGCCCGCCAAGACAUGACUACAUGCAGUGUGACCAGCACACCAGCGCGGUUCGCCCGCUGCCUGGCUAAUUUCCAGAUGGACGAGCUGCUGCUGCUGAAGAAGUCCGUGCUGAGUAUGGAGGGGCUGGAUAAUAACGAUAUCAUCGCUCCGACUACCGAAUGCCCACAGAUGGAGCCGCAUGGAUCGCCGCUGCCAGAGCGAAUGGCCUUGAUGGCCGCAGAUCGGGGUGAGCACGACACCACCGGCUCCAGUGGUCCUUGGCACUCCCAUCCACACGCGCCGAUUUCCUGGACGGAGCAGAAGCCCUCCAAGUUGCAGACCCUCUUCCAGAUCAGCAUUACGGCCCUGGCCUUUCUCUCCUUCGGCGGCUAUCUGCUCUGCCUUAUCGUGCAGGCCAUCAAAAGCAAGGGCACCACCUACUUCCACCCGGUGGCCACGGCCACCACCAGCUCAUCCAACGGCAAUGUGAAGCGCAUCAAGAUAUACCGCCGCAGCAAGCGCAGCUCCGCUCGCCACGACACCGAUCUGCCGAUUCUGCUGCAGCAGGACUACGUCUCCUACAUGAAGUCUGUGCGGGAUCGCGGCUGGAGCAUGCUUACCUAGUGGGAUCGUAGAUCUGGUUGCCGCGGUGCGUGAGUCGGUUGGGUCCCGGCCCCACCUUGAUGCCGUACAGUGCGUACUGAUCCUCUGUCAUGGUUCCAUCGCUGUAAAUGGCACAAAUUAGUUAAGAUGCUACUCCGCAACAACUACUUAUAUUCCUACUCCCCCUCGCACCUCUGCUCCUCGUCGAUGAUGGGCGCCACUACGGCGCCCCUUGUUCCGUACUGGCUGUAGUACGGCUCCUCGUAGUUUCCGCGGCUGCUGCGCUCCGGGGAACUGGUGUAUCCAUCUGCAAAUACAGCCUGGUCGGUUAGAACUGGGACUCCUCAUGGUGGGAGGAUCGUAGCUAUGUGCGUGCUUGGUGGCCUAUAAUUUCUGAUUGAAUUUAGGUAUAACGAAACGCAAUAAAGGAACGCAACCGAACAAUUCGAAA